Messenger RNA from Drosophila grimshawi, 751 nucleotides. RefSeq names its product protein BUD31 homolog. Gene Ontology annotation, cellular component: nucleus; spliceosomal complex. Bases 66 to 500 code for a protein of 144 amino acids. The transcript has a single exon. Gene Ontology annotation, biological process: mRNA splicing, via spliceosome. The record is from RefSeq and is a predicted model, not a curated record. NCBI's taxonomy places the organism in Eukaryota, Metazoa, Arthropoda, Insecta, Diptera, Drosophilidae.
UAUUUUCAUCUACAAGAAACAAGCCGAUUUCCAUUUGAUUUAUUGCAAAUAUUGAAGCAUAAAUAAUGCCGAAAGUGCGUCGCAGUCGCAAAGCGCCACCCGAUGGAUGGGAGCUAAUUGAACCGACACUUGAGGAGUUGGAGCAGAAGAUGCGUGAAGCGGAAACGGAGCCACACGAAGGAAAACGCAUUACGGAAUCGUUGUGGCCCAUUUUCAAGAUUCAUCAUCAGAAGACGCGAUACAUUUACGAUUUGUAUUAUCGCCGCAAGGCAAUCAGUCGGGAGCUGUACGACUAUUGCCUCAAGGAAAAGAUCGCCGACGGCAAUCUAAUUGCCAAGUGGAAGAAGUCGGGCUACGAGAAUCUAUGCUGCCUGCGCUGCAUUCAGACGAGGGACACGAAUUUCGGCACAAAUUGCAUUUGUCGUGUGCCCAAAUCGAAGCUGGAGGAAGGUCGCAUCGUGGAGUGCGUCCACUGCGGCUGCCGGGGCUGCUCAGGCUGAGGAAGCACCAGGGAGCAACCAACAACAAUAAAUAGCUUAGAGACAAUCCGCUUAUAUUAGCUUUUAGCUAGAAGUAUAGAUUAAGAAAUGUACAAAACUUAUUGUAAGAGAACUGAGGCACUCUAAAGAUUAUAAAAAAGGACUACUAAUAAUUAAUCUACAAUUCUGUAAAACUUCAGUUAGAACUCUUCAUUAAGUCCUCAAAUCAUACACUUGUAAUAAAAAUACACUUGACACAACUUGGAACAACA